GAGUGAGAACAUCGUCCGUGUGUAGAGUUCUACAGCCAGGUGGUGGGUGCAGGGGGGACGGGAGAGCCAAAGAGAGGAAGGGAGACUAACGAAGAGCGACAGAGACACACACAAAUAAGCGCGCGCCUGUUGCAAAAUUCAGUUCUGCGCUCUCAUUCGUGAAGAAAGGAUGUACACGCCGGUUGUAGCCGAAUGAAUCCGUGUACAUCAUCACCCCCGCACGGCCACAGAGCCCCAGCUGCUAGUUUGGAACUGCUUGAUAUGGGAGCCAAGGAGGACUAUGAUGAAUUACGCGAUUUGCUCCACUCCUGGGACGUCGCCGAUCUGCUACCUCUUCUGCAAGAUGAGGCCAUCAACGUGGACGAGUUGCAGAUGAUCAAACGGCACCACUUGUCCGAGUUGCUGCGAAAUUUUCGGUUUGGCACCCGGAUUCGCUUUGAGCAUAACUUGGAGCGCUGGCGUCGCUGGCUGAAUGUGCCGCUGCAGGGAACCCAAACUCAGGGCUCCGUCCACUGCAGCGGAUGUCGGUGCUCAGAGGUUCAGCCGCAGGCCCAGGUCCAGUCGGAAUCGCUAUGCCAGCAACCGAUGGUGGAGAUCAAUGAUUCAGACCCAAUGAGCGACAGUGGAAGGAAGAGUUUGGAUCAGUCAAAGACCAUUCCGGCAGAGUCGCUAGUGGCACUUAGUGAGCAACCCCCAAUGCUCGUUCCCUUUCAGAAAAGCCCACCCAAGGCGCCAGACUUGAUGAUGGUCAAGGAGGAGGAGCAGCCUUUAAUGGGAAGCGGAGUUGGAGUUGGCGGCGUGGCUCUUGGAGUCGAGGAAGCCAUAGACAUCAAACCAUCUGGAGGAACAUUUGCUGGCGGUGAAGACCAAAUGUCGUCGUCCGUUGAUCACGGAGUCAGCGUUCUGGGCAUCCUGCAGUCGUGUGGCGUGAAAGCCCAAGCCUUGCUGGAACGCAUCGGUCAGAAUACGCCGCUGGAUGCUGUGCAGCGCCUGCUGUUGAUCCAGCUGGUGUGCAGCUACUACGAAGAUAACCAGCUGCACCUGACCCUGCAACGCAGUCAUCUGCUGGAGCGCGAGAUUCUACAGCUGUUUCCGUGCGAGGAGCUACACUAUUACCGCACCGAGCGGCGUGGCAAGAUCUACGUGAGAUUCACCAACAUGAAGCGGAGCAAGCGCAUGAGCUCCUCGCGGCAGGACACCAAGCGUCGACGCACUGAUAGCAUUCGGCCAUCAGGAGGACAGAUAUCCUUUUCCUCCGAUCUGGGGCCCCAGCCCAAGGCGAAUGUGAACAGCUUUGCUGGCGAGCAGAUCUCCAGUCCGGAUCGCUCCGAUUGACGUAGUUUUGUAAGGAGAAGAAGCUAGGCCCCAAACGUAAUGCUAAUCAUAGGUUAAGUGCACCCCAAAUGUGAAAUCUAUCUGUUUUAUUUUUGUGCCACUGGAUGUAUAAUAGUAGGGUAUUUUGCGGGUCGACGCGCGAUCCGCCGACUGACGAUACUAAAUAGCAACUGAUUCUGGUUACACGA
Messenger RNA from Drosophila kikkawai, 1523 nucleotides. RefSeq lists its product as uncharacterized. The record is from RefSeq and is a predicted model, not a curated record. NCBI's taxonomy places the organism in Eukaryota, Metazoa, Arthropoda, Insecta, Diptera, Drosophilidae.